Messenger RNA from Megalops cyprinoides (Indo-Pacific tarpon), 1791 nucleotides. RefSeq names its product methyltransferase like 16 (gene mettl16). Bases 80 to 1687 code for a protein of 535 amino acids. Gene Ontology annotation, molecular function: 23S rRNA (adenine(1618)-N(6))-methyltransferase activity. Lineage: Eukaryota; Metazoa; Chordata; Actinopteri; Elopiformes; Megalopidae. The record is from RefSeq and is a predicted model, not a curated record. Gene Ontology annotation, cellular component: nucleus. The transcript has 10 exons. Gene Ontology annotation, biological process: rRNA base methylation.
CGGCAAGUCUUGCGCAGCCAUGAGCUGAAGCGUUCAUGCAACGUGAGGUUCCGUGGUUUGCUGUGUCUUGGAAACGAGGAUGGCUUUGAACAAAUCCAUGCACCCCAGAAACCGAUACAAAGACAAGCCUCCGGACUUCGCCUACUUGGCCUCCAAGUACCCGGAAUUUCAUCAGCACGUUCACACAAACCUCACCGGGCGAGUAGGGCUGAACUUUAAGGACCCGGAGGCGGUGCGGGCCCUGACCUGCACCCUGCUGAAGGAGGAUUUUGGACUGACCAUUGAGAUCCCCCUGGAGCGCCUCAUUCCCACUGUCCCGCUGCGGCUCAACUACAUCCACUGGGUGGAGGACCUGAUCGGGGGGGCGGGGGACGGAGCCCCACGCAGGGGCAUUGAUAUAGGGACUGGAGCGUCCUGUAUUUACCCCCUGCUGGGUGCAACCAUGAACGGCUGGUUCUUCCUGGCCACAGAGGUGGAUGAUAUCUGCUUUAACUACGCCAAGAAGAACGUGGAGCAGAACGGCCUGUCUGACCUCAUCAAAGUGGUGAAGGUUCCUCAGAAGACCCUGCUCAUGGACGCGCUGAAAGAGGAGUCGGCCAUGGUGUACGACUUCUGCAUGUGCAACCCGCCCUUCUUUGCUAACCAGCUGGAAGCAAAGGGGGUGAACUCGAGGAACGCGCACCGCCCUCCCCCGAGCUCUGUGAACACGGGGGGUGUGACCGAGAUCAUGGCGGAAGGGGGGGAGCUGGAGUUCGUGAAGAGGAUCAUUCACGACAGCCUGCAGCUGAAGAAGAGGCUAAGGUGGUACAGCUGCAUGCUGGGAAAGAAGUGCAGCCUGACACCUUUGAAGGAGGAGCUGAGAAAACAAGGGGUGCCCAAGGUGACCCACACGGAGUUCUGCCAGGGCCGCACCAUGCGCUGGGCACUGGCGUGGAGCUUCUACGAUGACGUGACCGUGCCGUCCCCGCCCUCUAAAAAGCGGAAGUUGGAGAAGGUGCGCAAGCCGCUGUCCUUCAUGGUGCUGCAGCCCACGCUGAAGCUGCUGAAGGCCAAGGUGUCUGAGACCGCCAGCCCCGCUCACAACAACGUCGAACUCAUCACCACCUGGAUGGAGAAGACACUCACAGACCUGCGGGUGUUGCACAAACGUGUGCCGAGCGGGACGGCAGAGCUCAGCCUUUUCCUGACGGCCAUGGAGAAUUCCUGGAUCCACAUCCGACAGCGGCGGCGUGACCACGGGCGACAGCUACGAGAGCUCCCCAGAGCGCCCCCCGAUGGAGGCAGCGCUGCACUGCAGCCAGCGGAGACAGCCCAGCCCGCACAGGACGCGGACUCACAUGCGGCAGCGCAGGGGUCAGAGGUCGCGGAGUCAGGGGAAGGCGCCGCGGAAUCCCGGGGGAGCGAGGGGAAGGAAGCAGACAGCAUCCUGGGACAGGAGCAAGAGAGCGGGAUGGCCGUCUCCAGCACAGCCCCUGCAACGCAGGAAGCAGCCCCCCCCGCCGCCCGCCCCUCCAGCCCCGGCGCCGCCCAGCACUUCCUGUUCAAGUGUCUGGUGAAGACGCAGGAGAACGAGGGCGAUGUAAGCGUAGAGAUGCACUGGGUGGAGGGGCAGAACAGGGACCUGAUGAACCAGCUCUGUACCUACCUGAAGAACACCCUCCACCGGCAGGCCUCCAGCCCCCCAUAAAGCCCCCCCACCCACAUGACCUGGUUACCUUUGACCUUUCAGUCUGUUGGUCUGCCUCCCCCCUGUUUCAAAGACUGAGAGCUAUGUUUGUAUCGGGAGUUGCA